AUGAAAACUGAACAAUUCCUAAGGAAUUACUUCCUAUUACUUCCUAAUGAUAUCUUAAUUGAAAUCUUCAAAUUAUUACCACCUCGACACAUUCAAUUUUUUAUGAAUAUAAAACUAUUUGAACCUCCCAUUUAUGACGUAUUCAUAAGUCGUAUCAACAUAUCCACUACUCAAAUUGGUAUACCAAGAUCUAUGACUUUUACUGUAAAAGACACUGAACUUUCAUUGGAAAGUCUCCCUUAUAAUUAUAUUCCUAAAAGUAUUCGUAUACAAAUAAAUUCUCAACAAAUGGCAGAAUGUAUGGUACUUGACUCUCAAUUCAUAAAAUUGGUUAAAGAUAUUAGAAUUUCCUUAAUUGUUGAUUUAAACAAUCCACCGAGCAUAGAAACUUCUAAAGAGAUAAUCCAGCUUCAAAAUUUAACAAAAUUAACAAUUCAGUUUAAUUUACAAGACUCUAAGGAAAAUAUCUCAUCAUCAGUCAACAUUACUAAUAGUGAUGAUUUAUUAAUGUUACAAGAACUUCCUCAACUUUUGAGUGAACCACAAAACUUUAAGAAUGUUUAUAAAAAUUUACCCAUAUCAGUUCAUUGGUUGCAAGUUUCAACCCCGAUAGAAAUAUUAGAGUACGACCAGUUUACUAAUUUAAAAUCAUUAUGCAUUAGUCUACAAACUUUUGAAAAUCCAGUAAUUUUACCCAAUAGUUUAGAAGAGGUAUUCUUUUUAAAAUGUGAGUUUGAAUACGAAGAAAGUUUUCCUGAAUGGUCUGAAAAUUUAAAGAGUAUUUGUAUUAAAGAUUGUUCUCAUGACUGUUUCCAUGACCCUCGUCACAUUAAUUUAGGCGUUUGGCCUUUAAAAUUAAAAGAGAUAUACCUACAAAAUAAUGAUGUCAGAGGUUCUAUAGUGUGUGAAUUACCUCCUUUCUUAGAAUAUCUUGAAAUUACUGAUCAAGCCGAAGAUUAUCUCAGCUUAAUCUCUCAUACAAUUGAUAAACACAUAAUUUUUCCUGAAUCAUUAGCGAUUAUAAGAAUUUCUUCAAUUUAUCUUUCUCAUGUUGAAAUCAUUGAAUUUCCACCCAAUUUAAAACGUUUGACUAUAGCUAAUAGUUUAAAAUCCUUGAAUCAAUGCAUAUUUCCUACAUCAUUAGAAUAUUUAAACUUUAAUCUCAAUACCAUCGAAAGCUUAACCGAAUACAACAAUCUUGAAAGGGGUACACACUGGCAUAAAUUAAUCAACUUGAAGACCUUGAAAUUAAAUAGUAAUAGUCUAUGCCAUGAAGGUGUGGUAUAUUGGAUACCACCUCCUAACUUAGAAUAUUUUGAUGCAAGUGGAAAUGAUAUAACUUCUAUGGAUAUAGCAUUGUUUAAAUUUUCUCUGAAAGAAUUUACAAAUAAUUUGAAGUAUAUUAAUUUAAGGUCGUAUACAACAUCGCCCAUUGAUUCUUUGCCCGAAGAUCUUUACAUACCUGACAAUGUUGAAUUUAUUGACAUAUUGGGGUUUUAUCGUACAGAGAAUGCUUUGCAAAAGAAGGUAAACGCCAUAAUUGAUUCUCAGAUAGAACCCACUGGUAAAUCUAGAAGAAAAAGAUCUUACUGGCAUACAUUGUAG
This is a messenger RNA of Scheffersomyces coipomensis, 1605 nucleotides long. RefSeq lists its product as uncharacterized. The transcript has a single exon. Gene Ontology annotation, molecular function: protein binding. Bases 1 to 1605 code for a protein of 534 amino acids. Lineage: Eukaryota; Fungi; Ascomycota; Pichiomycetes; Serinales; Debaryomycetaceae. The record is from RefSeq and is a predicted model, not a curated record.